AUGGGGACUUGGGCCCUGCUGCUCCCUCUACUUGUGACCGUGGCCCAGGCCCAGGUCUGCUCUGUGAACGAGAGCUUCUUCCAAGUCGAUGAGAACAGGAGUCCCGAGCAGCCCCUCCUCGACAUCUACGUCCCCGAGGGCCAGCAGGUGACCCUCGGAUCCUCAUCCAGCCCUUUCGCAUUUCGGAUCCAGGGGACUCAGCUGUUUCUCAACAUGACCCCGGACUAUGAGGAGAACUCAAGGCUGCAAGCAAUCCUGGAGUGCAAGAGGUCUGACACUGUGGUGACCCAGCUGAGGGUGUUUGUGUCAGUGCUGGAUGUCAACGACAACCCGCCCAAGUUCCCCUUUGUAGUCAAGGUCCAAAGGGUGCCAGAGGACACUAAAGUGAAUGCCAUCGUCAUCCCCGAGACAGAGCUGAAGGCCCAGGACCCCGACAAAAAUGACAUCCUGUUCUACACCCUCCAGGAAGUGACCCCGGGUGCCAGCGGCUUCUUCUCUUUGGUGGGUGUGAACCGCCCAGAGCUGCGGCUGGACCGGUCACUGGACUUCGACAGGUGGCCGAACAUGACCUUCCAGCUGCUGGUCCGGGACACGCGAGAGGAGAACGUGGAGCCCAGCCACACGGCCACGGCCACCUUGGUCCUGGAGGUGCAGCCCUCCGACCUGCGGCCCCCCUGGUUCCUGCCCUGCACGUACUCUGACGGUUUUGUCUGCAUCCACGCCCAGUACCACGGGGCUGUGCCCACAGGCCACGUACUGUCAGGACCCCUCAUCCUGCAUCCUGGGCCCAUCUAUGCCGUGGACGGGGACAGGGGCAUCAAUCAGCCCAUCGUAUACAGCAUCAUCAGGGGAAACGAGGACGGCUCGUUCUCCAUUGGUGCCGACACAGGCAACCUCACCAUGACCAAGAGCAUCCCCAGCCCCAAGACCUUCCUUCUACUGGUCAAGGGCGAGCAGGCAGAUUGCGCCAGCUACUGGGUGACCCAGGUCACGGUGGAGGCCCGGGCCACCAGCGGGAGCCUGCCCCACUUCCCCCAGAGCCUGUACCGCGGCACCGUGCCCCUCUGCUCUGGGGUGGGCGUGGCCAUCAGGGAUGCAGCUGCCCCCUCCCAGCCUCUGAGGAUCUGGGCCCAGGAUCCUGAGUUCCCAGACCUCAACUCGGCCAUCACGUAUCGGAUCACCAACAACUCUAAGUUCAGAAUGGAUGGGGAGGCCAUGCUGACUGGGGCUUCACUGGUGCACGCCGGGGUCUGCUAUGCAGAGGUUGAGGCCAAGAACACGGUGACCUCAGGCACAGCGACCACGGUCGUGGAGGUUCGAGUCUCAGAACAGGAACCCACCCCCACAGGCCCCCCCACGUCCCCAGAGACAGCAGGAACAACCAGAGCCUCCAGCGGCACCACAUCAGAAGCCCCCUGGUCCCCUGAGCCCUCUCGGGGGUCCUCCACGACCAGCUCUGGGGGGGACAGCGGCCCUCACCCCUCCUCAGGCACAACUCUGAGGCCUGCGGAAGAGACAGCAGGAACAACCAGAGCCUCCAGCGGCACCACAUUGGAAGCCCCCCGGUCCCCUGAGCCCUCUCGGGGGUCCUCCACGACCAGCUCUGGGGGGGACAGCGGCCCGCACCACUCCUCAGGCACAACUCUGAGGCCUGCGGAAGAGACAGCAGGAACAACCAGAGCCUCCAGCGGCACCACGUCGGAAGCCCCCCGGUCCCCUGAGCCCUCUCGGGGGUCCUCCACGACCAGCUCUGGGGGGGACAGCGGCCCGCACCCCUCCUCAGGCACAACUCUGAGGCCUGCGGAAGAGACAGCAGGAACAACCAGAGCCUCCAGCGGCACCACGUCGGAAGCCCCCCGGUCCCCUGAGCCCUCUCGGGGAUCCUCCACGACCAGCUCUGGGGGGCACAGCGGCCCGCACCACUCCUCAGGCACAACUCUGAGGCCUGCGGAAGAGACAGCAGGAACAACCAGAGCCUCCAGCGGCACCACGUUGGAAGCCCCCCAGUCCCCUGAGCCCUCUCAGGGGUCCUCCACGACCAGCUCUGGGGGGGACAGUGGCCCGUACCCCUCUUCAGGCACAACUCUGAGGCCUCUGCCCUCCUCCACGCCGGGGCGGCCCCCCAGUGCGGUAACCAGCCCCUCCCCUCCAUCAGCCUCACCCAGCGGGGGCUCAGCACAGACCUUGAAGCCAGGAAACCCUACCCCUGGGCCCAGCUGCAACCUCCAGCCCACAGGGAUGCCGGGGACCGGAGGAAGCAGCACGGUGGCGGACAACAGGCCUGAGGACCGGUGCUUCUCGGGGGUGGAGAUGGCGGCACUGGGCGGGGUGCUGGGUGCGCUGCUUCUUCUGGCUCUGACCGCCCUCAUGCUCCUCGCCCACAAGCACUAUGGCCACCGACUCAAGUACUGCUGCAGCAAAGCGCUGGAGCCCCAGCCCCAAGGCUUUGACAACCAGGCCUUCCUCAACAACCCCGACGAGGCCAACCGGGCGCCGGCUCUUAGCCCCUCAUCCAGUCCCGUCCCACCGGCUCCCCCAGAGUCUGCACCCCCAGAACCCAAGACCCCCAGCCCGGAGUCCCUCCGCCGAGUCCCCGAGUCCCCCGCGAUGGCCCUGGAUGGGGACGGCCCGGCAGCUGUGAGGUCCAUCCUGACCAAGGAGCGGCGGCCUGAGGGUGGCUAUAAGGCUGUGUGGUUCGGCAAGGACAUUGGGGCCGAGGCCGACAUGGUGGUCCUCAACACGACUGCCUCGGAGGUGGACGGUGCUGGCGACGAGGGCAGCGAGGGCAGUGGCGACGAGGGCGCAGAGCCCCCCGCAGCGCUGGGUGAGGAAGAGGAGCGGCUGGAGGCCCCAGGGGCUGUGCCCUGCGGCAGCCAGGACCCCAGUGCUGCCCCGCCCCCGCCCGCAGAAGCACGUGACUUCCCCGGCCCCGCCUCCGGCCCCCACCACCAUAAAAGCUCUUGCUCCGGAGCCCUAGCGGAGCGGAAAUUUCUCGCCACGGCGGUGCCAGUACCAGAUACUCGGGACUUCCAACCCACGCGGAGCGAGUAA
Kogia breviceps (pygmy sperm whale) is the source of this 3051-nucleotide messenger RNA. RefSeq names its product cadherin related family member 5 (gene CDHR5). Gene Ontology annotation, cellular component: plasma membrane; adherens junction; catenin complex. Gene Ontology annotation, molecular function: cadherin binding; calcium ion binding. The record is from RefSeq and is a predicted model, not a curated record. Lineage: Eukaryota; Metazoa; Chordata; Mammalia; Artiodactyla; Physeteridae. Gene Ontology annotation, biological process: homophilic cell-cell adhesion; cell morphogenesis; calcium-dependent cell-cell adhesion.